This is a messenger RNA of Camponotus floridanus (Florida carpenter ant), 1476 nucleotides long. RefSeq lists its product as uncharacterized. The record is from RefSeq and is a predicted model, not a curated record. The transcript has 5 exons. NCBI's taxonomy places the organism in Eukaryota, Metazoa, Arthropoda, Insecta, Hymenoptera, Formicidae. Bases 1 to 1476 code for a protein of 491 amino acids.
AUGACAAUCGUGACAAAGCGUCGCGAAGAUACCACGAAUGACAUAAAUCCCAAUGUAUAUAAACGAUUGCGAGAUUACAUCCUUGACAUGGAGUUACGCAAGGCGCCAGUCGAACGUCGAAUAUUUAAUCUCAAGAAGAAUGGCUUUAAAAUCGACGUAAAGGUAGUUCCAUCGCCUAGAAACGAUUCCAUGAAAAACAAGGACGACGAUUAUUUUCCGGAGUUUCCCGUAAAGGACAUAGGCAAAUGCGUCGUUGAAUUUUCGCUCGGCUGCAUCAGGAAACGUUUCGUUCGUUUCUUGGAAACAAUAACUCGCCUUGAUGAAAUUACCUUGCUCGGACAAGACAUGAAAUUGGUGAAAAUCAGAACAAUAAAUAGAUCGGACGGUCGAGCUAUGAAUAAUACGGAUGUCAGCAUUGAACGUAGCUUGGAUGAUUUUUUCAAUUCUUUCACUCUGCGUAUCACGUUGCCUCGAUGGAAUAAACGUGAAAAGAAUCAGAUCGAUUUAAUGUACGACGAAACAGCUGUAGCGGAAGGACGAGGUAAGAAAGACAAGUGUGGCGGAGGGGGCGGAGGUAAGGGUCAUGGCAAAUGUCAGAUGAUGAUGAUGGGCAUGAUAAUGAUGGUCAAAAUGAAGUUAAUAGGAUUGAUGGCAAUGAAAAGUAUGAUGAUGGGCGGUAUGUCUCUAAUGCUUUCCAUGAUGAUGUUGAUGAGCAAAUUUGGAAAGGGCGGAGGCGGAGGUGGCGGUCCAUGGCAAGGCGGUGGAGGAGGAGGAGGACAACUCAAAGAAAUUGUACUGCUUACGAAAGCCUCGGGUGGUGGUGGCGGUGGCGGUGGCGGACCUAGUGAUAGUUAUGGUGCACCUCCACCAAGUAGUUAUGGUCCCCCUUCAGGAGGAGGCGGCGGCUAUGGGGGCGGUGGGGGCGGAUGGGGUCGCAGCUUCCACAAACGGCCGAUGAUGUUAUCGUACGACAAAGUGAUCAAGGACGAGACCGCAGAUGAUGGAUCUAAUCGCAUCCCGAUGAUAGGAGAAGCUAUGUCGGAUGCGGAGAGUAUUGAUUAUCCGGACUAUCAGGACUAUCAAAAAUCACCAUCAGAAAUAAGCUCAAAUUCUAUGAUUUCUAAUUUGAAUAUAGCAAACUAUAAUACUUUCCACGAAUAUGAGAACGCCAAUGUAACUGCUGAUUCGAUAAAAAAUAAUCCCAAAGAAGAAACAACAGUAAAUACAAAGGAAAGAAGUUUCAUCUUUAACAGAAAUCCAUCUAUCAAUCUCGUUAAUGUAAACGAGAAAAAUGUUGAUUCUAUAACAAGCACAAAUCAACCUGAUGUUACUCAUAAAAAAGAUAUGACUUAUGAUGAAUGGCAGGCUACAGCUGAAAAAAUAAAUCAUAAUAAGGUUGCGUCAAAUUCAAAUGUAAAAAUUGAAUUACAGACCGAAUCGCAUUCUAAAAAUGUGCCUUUGUUACGUGGAAUUUAG